This is a messenger RNA of Neoarius graeffei (lesser salmon catfish), 1215 nucleotides long. It is a transcript of the gene naxe, whose product is annotated as NAD(P)HX epimerase. Gene Ontology annotation, molecular function: NAD(P)HX epimerase activity. Bases 203 to 1048 code for a protein of 281 amino acids. The record is from RefSeq and is a predicted model, not a curated record. The transcript has 7 exons. Gene Ontology annotation, cellular component: mitochondrion. Lineage: Eukaryota; Metazoa; Chordata; Actinopteri; Siluriformes; Ariidae.
GUAAUGCAGGACGAUGUAGAAACCGGAUGUGACGUAUGAGUUGUGUUUUUGUAGCUGAGAGGAAGAAAAUAUGGGCGGGUCCAUGAGCGGUGCUUAUAAGCGCUCAUAACUUAAUGUGACCGUAAAUGCUUCUGAAACCAAAUCCCUGGUUAUAACAUACUGUCACAUCGACUAAAUCUGAGGUAAAUAUUCACCCAGGUGCAUGCUGGGAUUGCAGGCUCUGUUUGGCAUUGGCCUCCUUGUGACAUCGCGGGGAGCCGCUGUCUUCGCACACAGAGCAGUACGCAUACAUGUGUGUGAACACGCCUACACAGCUCGGUUCACUAGGCAGGCCUGCAGCAUGGCCCAGUCCGUCAGGUACCUCGGUCAGGAGGAAGCUCAGAAGAUCGACGAGGAGCUUUUCUCUGAGUACAGUUUCAGUGUGGAUCAGCUGAUGGAACUCGCCGGACUCAGCUGUGCUACGGCUGUUACAAAGGCAUAUCCUCUGCAGUCUCUGCUGAAACUCCCUCCCCGUGUGUUAGUGAUUUGUGGUCCAGGGAAUAACGGAGGUGACGGUCUGGUCUGCGCUCGCCAUCUCAAACUGUUUGGAUAUGAACCUGAUGUUCUGUACCCGAAACGACCAAACAAACAACUUUUCCAGAAUUUAACCACUCAGUGUGAGAAGAUGGAGAUUUCCUUCUUGUCUGAGAUGCCAGAGGCCGAUGAGGUGGAUGAGGUUUAUAACGUGGUGAUCGACGCCAUCUUCGGUUUCAGUUUUAAAGGGGCAGUGCGUGAACCGUUCGCUGCUGUGUUAUCCACUCUGAAGAAGAUCAGCGCUCCCAUCGCCAGCGUCGACAUCCCCUCAGGUUGGGAUGUGGAGAACGGAGCGUCUGAUGGGAUCCAGCCCGAUCUGCUAGUCUCUCUCACCGCUCCGAAGAAAGCUGCAUCUCAGUUUCAGGGCCGUUAUCACUACCUGGGUGGGCGAUUUGUUCCUCCGGCUCUGGACAGGAAGUACAACUUGAACCUGCCGCAGUAUCCCGGGACGGAGUGUGUGCUCCGACUCAACUGAGUCCAGAGAGAGCAGUGUUGAUUAGCGGUGUUAAUCACUCUGAGCACUCAGAACACUUUUCUCUUUAAAACGUACACCGUGCGUCAUCACUAACAGUCUGUGGAAAAUAUUAAAUAAAUAUAUUUCCUAAUGUCUGAAUGCCAUUAAACAUUAUGGCCUGGCCUAAA